This is a messenger RNA of Micropterus dolomieu (smallmouth bass), 1721 nucleotides long. RefSeq lists its product as uncharacterized. Bases 63 to 1721 code for a protein of 552 amino acids. The transcript has 10 exons. Lineage: Eukaryota; Metazoa; Chordata; Actinopteri; Centrarchiformes; Centrarchidae. The record is from RefSeq and is a predicted model, not a curated record.
GUCACGUGGUUCAUUGGGGGCGGGUCGUUAUACACAGAGUCGCCUCCUCCUGUUUGCUGCAGAUGUGGGAGAGCUACAGGAUGGCUGCUCGCAGUCUCGCUAAGAGCUCUUCAUCAUUAAGAUGGUGGCUUCCAACCGCAGUGAAAGUCUUCCCGAUGGUUACUGGUCAAACCUUUGGUGCUGAUCGGGCCAUACUGGAUGAACUGAAGAAAAGCAGAUUCCUGAUGUUGGAGACCACUACAGACCUGCAGGAGUGUGACUUCGUCAUCCUCUUCUGUCCAAUCAGGUCUCGUGUUGGAUCAGAUGUGGCGGCAGCCAUGAGAGAUGUUCCAGGUGGUAAACGUGUUGUUCUCGUGCUGAUAAAUCACACCCGAGAUGUCGACUAUUCACCUGAUGUGAAAAGAUGGUCUGAAGACUUUCAGAACGUCGUGUUGGAAGUUCAAGUUCUCUUCCACGAGACUCUGCAGAGAUUACUGUCGUGUUCAAGAAAUGAUGAAGCUCUCUGGCAAAUACAUGAGGAGUUAAAGAAGCAGAAGCCUGGGUACCAAAAGGAGCUGCUGGGAAUCCUAAAGGAACUGAGAAAAGAGCUGCCAGAAGAACAUUUUAAUCACGCUGAAUGUUUGGUGAAGGACUGCAUCAACAAAAAACCCACUGACCCAAAGGAUCUUUUACAGAUCUUUAAAUAUAUAAAAGCUCCACGGAAGAAAUUUGACCAAGCAAAGAACAUUUCAUCUUCAUCAUCAAGUUGGUGGUUUCCAGUCACAGUGAAAGUCUUCCCGAUCACUACUGGAAAAACCUUUGGUGCUGAUCAGGCCAUACUGGAUCAACUGAAGACAGGUACAAACCUAACGAUGGAGACUACAGACCUGAUGGGAUGUGACGUCAUCAUCGUCUUCUGUCCAAUCACGUCACGUGUUGGAUCAGAUGUGGAGGCAGCCAUGAGAGAUGUUCCAGGUUUUAACCUACCUGUUGUUCUAGUGCUGAUGCAUCACACCGUACUUGACGACUAUUCUCCUGUUGACAGAAGAUGGUCUGAACACUAUCAGAACGUCGUGUUGGAUGUUCACGUUCUCUUCCACGUGACUGUAAAGGGAUUACUGAUGUGUUCAAGAAACCAUGAGGCAGUCCGACAGAUACAAGAAGAGUUGAAGAAACACAGUAGAGCUGGAUCCUGGUCCUGGUGGAGCAUCAAAGACAAAGAUACUCUCCAGGAUGUGAAGGACUACAAGCCUCAAAACAACAUCAACCAUCUCCGGAUUCUCCUGUACGGGCCCGUCGGAGCUGGAAGGUCCAGCUUCAUCAGCUCUGUCAGCAGCGUCCUACGAGGCAGAAUGUGUAUUGGUGCUGAGGGCAGUGCUACGAACUCUGAGAGAAUUUUCACCAGAAGAUAUGAAACUCACGAGAUCAGAACAGGAAAACCAAAGACGUAUUAUCCUUUCGUCUUCAGUGACGUCAUGGGUCUGGAGGAGGGGACUGGCUGUGGUGUUCAUCCUGAAGACAUCAUACUGGCCAUGAAAGGACACGUAAAGGAGGGAUACAGGUUCAAUCCUGUAUCUCCACUGUCAGAGAGGGAUCCAGGCUACAACCCAGACCCGUCUGCAGAUGACAGAGUUCAUCUUCUGGUUUGUGUGCUUUCUGCUAACUCAGUAGAAAUUACAGGCUCAUUUCUGGAGAAGAUUAAGGCCGUCAGAGAGGCAGCCAGUGACCUGGGUAAGACCUGA